Morchella sextelata is the source of this 240-nucleotide messenger RNA. RefSeq lists its product as uncharacterized. NCBI's taxonomy places the organism in Eukaryota, Fungi, Ascomycota, Pezizomycetes, Pezizales, Morchellaceae. The transcript is spliced from 2 exons. The coding region runs from base 1 to 240 and encodes 79 amino acids. The record is from RefSeq and is a predicted model, not a curated record.
AUGACGAACGUCUCUGAGAUCCUUGGCCAGCUGCGGUACACCCUUGAUAUCUGCAACCGCUUAUCGAUGCCCGGACACUCUACCCUGCCGUGUCCGGAUGAGCGUCAAGCCGUCAUGAACCAGCUCAAGGCCAACAUCGAAGUACUAGGCAAGCUCGCGGAGGUUGCGCAUGUGGAGGCGCUCAUGGCGCACAGCCUGGCUGCGCAGAAAAUGUGGGCUACCGACCGAGGAACGGUGUGA